GUGGCAGAGUAGGUCUUGGACUCUAUCUGAAGAUAGUACUGGCUCACUGACCCGACUCAGCAUAUUCGCUGAGAUAAUGGACAAGGUGUCGCAAGAAAAUGGCGACUAAGAUGUCGAGCUCCCUCUAUUACUGCCAAUUGAAUGUUGAUUGCUCGACGAUGUUCUCGGUAUGUCUAGUCGUGCUGAUCGAAACAACCGUCAAAAGCAAGCUUGGCCGCACCAAGAAGCCUGAUCCUGGGAUUACCCGAAAGUGGAGCGACAAGCGGGCCGGGCGGAUUUCCCGCCAUGGCCUUAUCAACCAGCUCCUUCACUGUUAACAUCCGCGACUCUCAACUGCGCCAAUUUGCUGGAUGUAAAGACCACCGUGCUAGUAGCAGCCUGCCACGUCGCCCCUCACUUCCUGUCCGCGUCAAAACCACGAGCAAAGCCGUCUCCCUCAUCCAUCAAGCGGCGCGCAAUGCCGCCCACGUAGUUGUCUUCCCCGAAUCCUACAUUGCGGCCUUUCCCCUCUGGAGUGCGCUGCGUCCACCCACGGAUAAUCACGAUCUGUUCUCCCGUAUGGUGGCGAACUCUAUCGCCAUCGAUGGCGAAGAAAUUGCUGCGCUGCGGACUGCCGCUCGUGAGACCAACACUGUGGUGAGCAUCGGCAUUUCGGAGCGUAGCCUCACCAGCACUGCCUGUCUCUACAACUCGAACCUCAUCAUCGACAGCACUGGCUCCAUCGCUGUGCAUCACCGCAAGCUGAUGCCAACCUUCUUCGAGAAAUUGACCUGGAGUCCCGGUGAUGGGCACGGGCUACGAGUCGCUAAUACCCCGUACGGCAAUAUCGGCGGGCUCAUCUGCGGAGAGAACACGAACCCGCUGGCACGAUACGCUCUUAUGACGCAACGGGAGCAGAUUCAUAUCUCGUCGUGGCCAUGCAUCUGGCCUACCCGAAUGUUGGAUGCCCCUUCCGAGGCGGCGGGUAGUACCGGGGACCCUUCUGCUACUACCGCUGGGUCGAACUACAACAAUGUCCUGGCCAACCGUCUGCGCGCUGCUACCCAUUGCUUCGAGGCCAAGUGCUUUGGUGUGAUGUGUAGUGGGUUCCUCGAUAAACCCGCCAUUGAUACCAUUGUCGCUGGAGCCCGUGACGCCGCGCGGAUUCGCCGGACCUUGGAGCUCUCACCGCGCGGCGUCACCAUGUUCCUCGAUCCCACUGGUUCCCCGGUCCAGGGGUUCAUGGUGACGGAGCCGACGCGGGAGCAGCAGACACGGGAGUUUGUGCAGAUGGAAGAGGCAGUAUUGUAUGCGGACUUGGAUUUGGAUCUUUGCGUUGAGGGAAAGCAAUAUCACGAUGUCGUGGGUGGUUAUCAACGGUUGGAUGUUUUUGAUCUGCGGGUGGACCGAACUCGGAGGGAACCGGCGAGAUUUACGGAUACGGAGCAUACUAUUCGAGACGACUAAGUAACGCUCCAAGGGCCAGACAAUAG
Molecule: messenger RNA, 1472 nt
Organism: Aspergillus eucalypticola CBS 122712
Lineage: Eukaryota; Fungi; Ascomycota; Eurotiomycetes; Eurotiales; Aspergillaceae
Product: carbon-nitrogen hydrolase family protein
Exons: 2
Coding region: 286-1446 (386 amino acids)
Molecular function (GO): catalytic activity
Source: RefSeq, a predicted model, not a curated record